AUGUGGCUAAAUGUGAUAGCAGUGGCAUUCUUGGCUACCUCGGCGUCGGCUGCCACAGCUGCUUCUCCCGACAAAGUCCUCAGUAAACAUGCCACCACAAUGGCUGACAACAGUGCCAACUUGGCUUUCAAUCUUUACCAACACAUGGCAAAGGAGAAGAAUGUUGAAAACAUCCUGGUUUCUCCUGUUGUGGUGGCAUCCUCUCUGGGUUUGAUGGCUCUUGGGGGAAAGGCCUCGACAGCCUCACAGGUCAAAACUGUUUUGAAUGCAGCGAAAGUGCCAGAUGAGCAGCUGCAUUCUGGUUUGGCCGAGCUUUUGACUGAGGUGAGUGACCCCAAGACCCGCAAUGUUACCUGGCAGAUGAGCAACCGUCUGUAUGGACCCAGCAGUGUAAACUUUGUGGAUGCUUUUGUGAAGAGCAGCAAAAAACACUAUGAUUGUGACGCUGCAAAAAUCAACUUCAAAGAUAAGAAAAGUGCUCUGAAUUCCAUCAAUGAAUGGGCUGCAAAGUCCACUGAUGGCAAAGUGCCUGAGGUCACAAAAGAUAUAGCCAAGAGUGAUGGUGCAAUGAUCAUCAACGCUAUGUUUUUCAAACCUCACUGGGACGAGGAAUUUCAUCAUAAAAUGGUGGAUAACCGCGGAUUCAUGGUCUCACAUAGCUAUACUGUCUCCAUAGAGAUGAUGCACCGCACGGGUAUAUAUGGCUUCUACGAGGACAAAACCAAUAAGGUGACCAUUCUGAGCAUGCCACUGGCUCUUAAGAAGUCUAGUCUGGUGUUCAUCAUGCCUAACCAAGUCGACAGUCUGGACGGAGUGGAGAAGAUGUUGACCAAGAAGCAGCUGGAUUCUUGGAUGAGUAAGCUGCAACAGACGGCAGUGGCUGUGUCUCUGCCAAAAGUCAGCAUGGAAGUCAGUCACAAUUUAGAGAAACAUCUUGAAAAGUUGGGUCUGACAGAGGUGGUCAACAAAUCCAAAGCAGACUUGUCCAAAAUCUCUGGGAAAAAGGACCUCUACCUAUCCAGCGUCUUUCAUGCAGCAACCAUAGAGUUAGCCACAGAAGGAAAUGAGAUGGACACUUCCAUCUUUAACACAGAUAAACUGAAGUCACCCAAACUGUUCUAUGCAGAUCAUCCUUUCAUUUUCUUGGUGAAGGACCAGAAGACGAACUCCAUCCUGUUUAUUGGCAGGCUGGUCAGGCCAAAGGGUGAAAAGAUGAGAGACGAAUUAUAA
Nerophis lumbriciformis (worm pipefish) is the source of this 1230-nucleotide messenger RNA. NCBI's taxonomy places the organism in Eukaryota, Metazoa, Chordata, Actinopteri, Syngnathiformes, Syngnathidae. The record is from RefSeq and is a predicted model, not a curated record.